AUGACCGCGUUCACAGCUAUUGCGUGGUACAAUUCGAUCGAACUACUCAUCCUUGUCUUCGUCAUAUUCAGGAGGUACUCCGGCUUGUACUUUUGGAGUCUUAUAGUCAAUGCAAUCAGCAUUGUGCCGUAUGCGACUGCAUGGAUGAAACAAAACAACGUCGCACAUAAUCCCUACGUUUAUAACACCCUCCUUACGCUCGGGUGGAUUUUGAUGGUUCCCGGGCAAUCAGUCGUAUUAUACUCUCGCCUGUACUUGAUCUCCCCGAAUCUCAAACUCCUCCGUUUCAUCUUUUGGAUGAUCGUCACUUCGGCAAUAUGUCUGUGUGUACCUACUAUCACGCUGAAUCUACGGCAAUACACCAAGCACCCGGAAUCUUACACACGCGGCUACAUGGUCAUGGAAAAGAUACAAAUGACUCUUUUCACUGUUCAGGAGAUCUUCAUAUCCUGCGUCUAUCUGUUGGAGACCCGCAAGCUGAUGCGUGUCAUCUUCGACGGCAAAGCGAGGAAGUGGAUGUGGCAACUUGUUGUAAUGAAUGUACUCCUACUGAUACUGGAUAUCGCUUUGCUCACGACAGAGUUUCUGGAUCUCUAUAUGAUACAGACAACCUUCAAAUCUCUUGUAUACAGCUUCAAGCUCAAGAUUGAGUUCGCAGUCCUUAGCCAGAUUGUCCGCGUCAUUCAAGAUCGUGCGCAGUCUGGUAGCUCAGUCGCCGCACUUCCGUCAACUCUGGUGUGUCAACCGUGCGCAGGAAAACCGAUAUCAAGUCAGAUAUCAGAGGUAGAGGACAUGCAACGCAAUGUGCCACUCGAGUGGCGGCUAUCGAAAGAUACUACAGCUUUGGUUUCGCCAGUCGCGCUCACUGUGGCGAGAAAAGACGACGUCGAAAGUGCCAGAUGUAGCGUCGUUUCCGUAGACGCGAUGUAUCCUGGAAGAUUGGGAUAG
Alternaria alternata is the source of this 948-nucleotide messenger RNA. RefSeq lists its product as hypothetical. NCBI's taxonomy places the organism in Eukaryota, Fungi, Ascomycota, Dothideomycetes, Pleosporales, Pleosporaceae. The coding region runs from base 1 to 948 and encodes 315 amino acids. The record is from RefSeq and is a predicted model, not a curated record. The transcript has 2 exons.